Molecule: messenger RNA, 1930 nt
Organism: Anoplophora glabripennis (Asian longhorned beetle)
Lineage: Eukaryota; Metazoa; Arthropoda; Insecta; Coleoptera; Cerambycidae
Product: acyl-CoA Delta(11) desaturase
Exons: 5
Coding region: 283-1332 (349 amino acids)
Biological process (GO): unsaturated fatty acid biosynthetic process
Cellular component (GO): endoplasmic reticulum membrane
Molecular function (GO): stearoyl-CoA 9-desaturase activity; iron ion binding
Source: RefSeq, a predicted model, not a curated record
UAGGACUCCCCACGUGGACCUAGUGCAUUUCGCGUCGUGUUGUCCGCUGAAACGUAAUCUUAUCGCAAUUACUCACUUUUCAUGCGCAGAGGAUACCUACGUCUUCGUACUAUAUAAAAGAAAUUUUCUCAAAUUUGUUGUUAGUUUAUUUACAUCUUUCGUUUGUAAUUUAUGGUCUAGUUCUACUUUGAACAUUAGGCCGGUUCAUUUUUUAUUUGACGUGUAAGGAGGAUUUCUGCUUUUGGAUUAUUUUUACUUCACAUCAAAAGGCAGAUUAUCAAAAUGGCGCCAAAUAUUUCUAUGCCUACUGGCGUUCUCCACGAGCACGACGAGGAGGUAGUUGCAAAAGUUAUUCCACCAGAGGUGGUCAAACCAAGUGACCGCAAACUUAAACUGGUUUGGAGGAAUAUCAUCCUUUUUGCCUAUCUUCAUGCUGUGGCUGUAUACGGGCUUUAUUUAAUGUUUACUUCUGCCAAGAUAGCUACAUCCAUAUAUGCUAUUAUUCUAUACCAACUUGGUGGAUUGGGUGUCACUGCUGGGGCUCACAGACUCUGGGCCCAUCGUUCUUACAAAGCGAAUGUGCCUCUAAGAAUUAUUUUGACUGUAUUUAACACAAUGGCUUUUGAGAAUUCUGUAAUAGAAUGGUCAAGGGAUCACAGAGUCCACCACAAAUUCAGCGAAACCGAUGCUGAUCCUCACAAUGCCAAACGCGGAUUCUUCUUUUCUCAUGUCGGAUGGCUCCUUUGUCGCAAACAUCCCGAUGUCAAGAACAAAGGAAAGGGUAUUGAUAUGUCUGAUUUGUAUGAAGACCCUAUUCUUGCUUUCCAAGACCGCUACUACUUGAUUCUGAUGCCCUUUGCAUGCUUCAUUCUUCCAACAAUGGUUCCAAUGUAUCUCUGGAACGAAACUUUUGUCAAUGCCUUCUGUAUCAAUAUCUUCAGAUACAUUCUUACUUUAAACGCCACCUGGUUAGUCAACUCAGCUGCUCAUCUUUAUGGACAUAAACCCUAUGAUAGGUAUAUUAACCCAGCUGAAAACCUGACAGUUUCUCUCCUUGCUCUGGGUGAAGGAUGGCACAAUUACCAUCACACCUUCCCAUGGGACUAUAAAACUUCUGAGUUGGGAAAAUACAGUGUAAACUUCUCUGCUGCCUUCAUUGACUUCUUUGCUAAAAUAGGUUGGGCCUAUGACCUUAAAACGGUCUCAGAGGAUAUGGUUAAGAAGCGUGUUCUAAGGACAGGAGAUGGCACCCAUGAAAUUUGGGGAUGGGGUGACAAAGACCAACCCAAGGAAGAUUACAACGAUGCGCUUAUAACUCACAAAAAAUAUUAAACAGUGGUUCCAGGAAAGUGUAGCUUCAUUAUGUACAUAUAGUUGAUAAGUGCUACUUGAGAGACUGAAUACAGAAUUGGACUUUUUUUUACUUAAUAUUUUGGCUGUAAAACGAAACUACCUAACUUUGAUAAAAUAACUGAAAAUAUAUGUUUUAUUGAAAAUAUAGAUUGAGAUUAUGCCUCUAUUUAUUUUAAUAUAUCAAUCUCACUAAAACUUAUUUUUUAUUAAUAAGUCUGUUAUUAUUUGGUUUAUAAAAGUCUGCAUCACUUCGAAAACAUAUAUUUUUAUGAUCAGUGAUAUUUAGUUUGUAAAUGUGCAAUGAACACAUUUGUAAUGAAACAAAUCUUUUGAUUUAGUUUGAUAAAAUCAAAUUUAAUUUGGCAAUGAUGUGUUUCAAACUGAUGAAAUGUAAGAGUGGAUCGUUUAGAAAAUUCUCCUUGUUUCAUUACUUUUGUGCGAAAUAGUACGAAUUUAGUUAGAAUUACUAUUGUAGUUAUUUCUUAUAACGACUAUGGUGGCUAAGUUAUUCUCAAUUACAUAUUUAGGUCAACCAAAAUCUAUUAAAUAAUAAUUUAUAAUAAAAAUAUUCUGAUAA